GCUAUACCCGCCGGACAAUGCACCUCUCUCUUUCUCGUCCAAAGUAUGUUACGUAAAGUAUCGAGAGCCAUCAAGUGUUGGUGUGGCACAGCAUUUAACCAACACUGUUUUUAUUGACAGAGCUUUGAUAGUGGUUCCAUGUGCUGAAGGUGAGUAUGGGUAGCUGUUCACAUUUUCUUAAGUGUGACGUGACUAAUUGUAACUUUUUUGUCGAGGUACUUCUAGGGUACUACUUCUGUGAUAAUAUUAGUGCUUAAUUGCAUUACAGUUGCCUAGACGCUCACAGGCCUACACACAGCCGGUACAUGUUUAGCUGUUAGCUUAUCUGAGUCUGCCUCAGGUUUGAGGACGUACCAGGCAGAACGUUGUUUCCAUACAGUCAUCUCAUUUUGAUAUGGUCUUGUAUGUUAUUCUCUCUCUGCAAGGUAAUACCAGUGUUCGAAUUAAGGCAGAGGUGGGGGGCUUCUGGACUUACCAUAAGUCCAACAACAACAAAAAGAUCUAUAGGAUGCCGUGCCAAUCAUGUUGCCCACCACCGCCCACAAGGAAAACCCCCCUAACAGACCCCUGACAGAAUUCGAACACUGGGUAGUACCGUGAGAUCGACAUAGCCGGAAGUCACGAUGAGAUACAAGUUAGGCCUACAUAUGAACAUCAAAGGAGUGCAUUAACAUUAAAAUCAGAUGCAUAUCAUAACUGAUGUGUGGUAUAGAUUGUGUAACUUCACUAAUAAGAUUUAGAAACUAGUUUCAAGAUCAGUUCAAGGUCAUUGUAGCUAAAACCACCCAGUUUGUAAAAAUACAGCUAACUUCGUCUUGUUUCUCUCUUUUUUUUCUUUUUUUUUGUUUUCUCUCCCUCUCUCCUGGAACCACUGUUACUCUUUUAAUGUACCUGUUAGAAGUGGUUUCACCUUGAUUGACUGAUUCUCUCUCACUUGAAAUGCUUUGUCCACGUGACUUGGUGCAGGAUGGCUACUGAGUUUAUUAAUUUGGUUUUGUAUGUUUUUUCUGUGUGAUUAUGUGUGCAUAUCAGAUGACUAGACUGGCCCAGCUGUUACACUACACUAGCCUGAGUAAGGCAUUGUUUUCCAACCCACUAUCCCCGAUGGGGCCAACGCAGCCUUCAAGGGGGGAAUGUGACCAGGAGAAUAGCCCGCAGAGCCCUCCAAGAUGGACACCUUGUCUCUUUUAGUUUUAUUUUUCUUUUCUUUUGGUUUGUUUCUUUUCAUACUUUCCCAUGUUGUCCUCUGUCUUCUCUCUCUAGAAACUACAGUAUUGCAUAUUUCUAGAAUUUUUUUUUCUUAAUUGUUUUUGGUUUAUUUUGGUUUAUCCCACCUCCCCCCUUCUCCUCCACAGCAAGUUGUGUGUGAUUUGAAUUCUGUCCAGGUUGCCAUGGCACCCAGGUGGAAUGUGUGUGACACACGGGAUGCCAUGAACAUGACUAACACACCUUGAGUCUCUCUGUUCUUGUCGGUACAGUCAGGUGUUAUAGUAUGAUAGAGCUCAGACACAGCUAAUCUCUGAACUUUGGUGCAGGGCAAAUUUUAAGUAUGACUUUUUACGUGAACUUAUCUCAAAGCCGUUAGAUGACUGUCAAGUGCACAUUAAGUUUGAAGCUAAUGGUUUGCUUGCUAACUGUUUUAAAGAUCACGAUUUGCCCUUUGGAAAUGCAAGAUCUUCACUAAAAUCCCUUUUUUAGAUGUAUUUCUUAUGUUUUUAAGACUAAAGUCGUGCCCCUGUUUCAUUCGUCCUUUUUUCUAAUGGGGGAAAAUGACAAAACUGAACCACGAUCAAGGUUUCUAAUCCGAUUGUUUUUUUGGCUAGCAAAGUUUUGGGAGAUUUUCUAAGAUACUUAAAAAAUGUUCUUCUUUUCUGUAUCUGAUGUUCUGUGUGCUAUUAGUGAUGCAGCCAUCAUGAACCGUUGUCUUGUGUUGCGCACCUUUCCAACACUGCGAAACGAUCGCCCCCUGGGGAAAGCGCCCAUGCUUGAUAUCGUAUGGUUCAUGACCAAUAUGUUUCCAGUACAGGCAAGAUACCCGAGGAGGCCAAAGCCUUGUCUAUGCUGGCGCCUGCCGUCCCGUCCCCCAGUCUGGUCCCAGGUGGAGGGCUCCUGCCCAUACCCACCCCCGCCCCUCCCAUCCACAACGUGAGGACAAGCUCCCCUCCGCAGUUGAGCCUACCUGUGGGGAACCUGGUGGCCCUGCCGACUGUCCUGGACCACUCGCUGACAGCCCUGGCUGGGGGCAGCUCCUCCCAGCCCCCCCUCAUGGGCAACGUGGACCCUUCCAAGGUCGAUGAGAUCCGGAGGACCGUUUAUGUCGGCAACUUGAAUUCCCAGACCACCACUGCAGAGCAGCUACUGGAGUUCUUCAAGCAGGUGGGGGACGUGAAGUUUGUGCGGAUGGCCGGCGAUGAGACCCAGCCCACGCGCUUCGCCUUCGUGGAGUUCGCCGAUCAGGAUUCCGUAUCCAGAGCCCUCAAUUUCAACGGAGUCAUGUUCGGAGACAGACCCCUGAAGAUUAACCAUUCCAACAACGCCAUCGUGAAGCCCCCAGAGCUGACGCCCCAGGCCGCAGCCAAGGAGCUGGAGGACGUGAUGAAGAGGGUGAGGGAAGCCCAGUCCACCAUCGCCGCCGCCAUCGAACCAGAGGAUGAGAAGAAGCCUUCCCCCAGUCACUCCAAGCGGUCGAGGCAUUCCCACUCCAGCUCGCGGUCCCGGUCACGAACAGGCAGGAAGAGGUCUCGCUCCCGCCACAGGAGCAAGCCCAUCCAGAGGUCACGACCCCGGCUGACCGACCGCCACAGUUCCAGGAGUUCUGGCAGGAGGCCGUCUCUCUCCAGGGACCGGAGGCCGAGCCGCUCCAGGUCCAGGGACAGACGGAAAGGCAAGGAUGUGAAAAUGAGAGGCAAGGUGGAUGGCCCUCAAGAGAAGGGUGAUAGGAGACAGGAGGAGACAAAGGGCAAAGCUCCUGCAGACAGCUUCCUGGGGUCAGGAAGUGCCAUCAGGGGCCACCGGAGACGAAGUCGGGACCGAUCCAGAAGCCCUCGCAGGAAAGCCCGCUCGCCCACACCUAAGAGGGGGAAGAAGGAGAAGAGGAGGGAGAGAGCGAGGGAGAACAGCAGGGGGCGAAGGGAGAGAUCCACCUCCAGGAAGAGGAGCGGCCGAGACCAGGAGCGGACCCACCGGAGGGCUAACCCUGCCAAGGUCAAGGUGGAAAGGGACAGAGCGGAGAGAGACAACAGGGAAGAAUCCGCCACACCCAGCGAAGAGGUGAUGUCAUCACCCUGCGCCCGGCACAACGGCAGUCACAGCACAUACCCAGACGAUGACAUCACAGCAUGAACUGACUGUGCAGGCACCCGGCUUGCUACUUUAUGAUCUCGGAUGGACUUGCAACCGCACACACACACACACAUGCAUACACACACACACAUGCAUACACACACACACACAACAGUUCCCUGAAAUGGCACAACAACUUGCCAAAACCUCAAUCAUCAACAAUCAUCUGCCAUGGCCAUUUACAGUUGAUUGACUAGCUUUGAGUUGUGUGUUCAGCUAAUUUUAAGUGUGUAGCUGUAAGAGAAGGCAGAGUCCAUAACCAUGUUGCUGUGAUCCUGCCGUCAUAUGAUAUUCAUAUGGAAAAAGGAACCUGGAAUCUUUCUUUAUUAGUGAAUACCGUUUUAAAUGAAUAGUUGUAUUCCUUUUGUUUCUGCUGCAUACAUUUUCAGUUUAUUUUAUAUAUUAAAAAAAUAUUCAUAAUUCUGAGAUCAGUGUAUGCACUACCCAUCACUCAACAUUUUUGUAGCCAUUGUCUAAAAACGGAUUUCAACAUUCAUAUAGUGAUGAAAUUGAAUAUUCAUAUGAAGUAUAAGUAGUCAGAGAUGUUGCAGUACAGUGUCGGUACCCAAGUCCUGAGGCUCCAAACAAACCAUCCAUGUGGCACACUGAAAUUCAGCUUUACACACAAGUCAAUGCAUCGCUUGUGAGCACAGGCAAGUCAAAGUGCCUAGACUGAGAUUGUACAAAAGUCACUGUAUUAGUAUACUGUAUAAAGAGCUGUUAAGAUUCAAAAGAAAUGUAUUGUCCAGAUGAGAUAUCAUUACGUGAGCGGGCAGUUUGGGACAUCAUUUGAAGUCGUGUUGUCUUGAUAUUCAUAAAGUGAUUGGUUUUUAAAACUUUUGUGUGUUUACUGAAUUCUAAGUCUUUUUUGUCCCUUUUAAAUCGUAUUUUGAUGAUCAGAAUUCUGUAUUUUGUACCCUAUGGCUGUUGAAACACCAUCCUUUGGUAUGUGCCCCAUUACUUUAGCUAUUGAGCUUUUAUUUCAAUUUUGUAUUUGUUGCUGGUAGUUACUGUAACUUUAGAUGAAGAGUUGAACCAUGCAUCCUACUUUGCCAUAUUCCACUGAAUUUACUGUCUAUGUCUAGGAGAAGGAUCAGACCUGUACAUUGUUAUCAUACACAAGCCUUUGGACUGAGGUGAGGCCAUUGGACAUAGUUUUUAUGUUGAGUAAAUGUCACACAGACUAAUAUCUUGCGAAUGACGUAAAUAAUUUAUUUUUUAUAUACUUGUAUCCAACAGUAGAAACUAUAUGUCCAGUUUGUUGUUGGGUUAUUCUUUGUGUACAUGCUGGCUGUGGAUGGUGAAACUGGCAAAAA
Messenger RNA from Osmerus eperlanus (European smelt), 4658 nucleotides. It is a transcript of the gene srek1, whose product is annotated as splicing regulatory glutamine/lysine-rich protein 1. Lineage: Eukaryota; Metazoa; Chordata; Actinopteri; Osmeriformes; Osmeridae. The record is from RefSeq and is a predicted model, not a curated record. Gene Ontology annotation, cellular component: nucleoplasm. Gene Ontology annotation, molecular function: RNA binding. Bases 1996 to 3342 code for a protein of 448 amino acids. The transcript has 12 exons.